Molecule: messenger RNA, 821 nt
Organism: Mucor mucedo
Lineage: Eukaryota; Fungi; Mucoromycota; Mucoromycetes; Mucorales; Mucoraceae
Product: NADH dehydrogenase iron-sulfur protein 8
Exons: 6
Coding region: 79-747 (222 amino acids)
Biological process (GO): mitochondrial electron transport, NADH to ubiquinone; mitochondrial respiratory chain complex I assembly
Cellular component (GO): membrane
Molecular function (GO): 4 iron, 4 sulfur cluster binding; NADH dehydrogenase activity
Source: RefSeq, a predicted model, not a curated record
AGAAAUCUCCCCCCCUUUUCUCCCCCCCAACUCUACAACACUCCCCACUCUCUGUCUUUUAAUAGCACAAAGGACAUAAUGAACAACCUUAGAUUAAUUCGGUCAUUGACCAUGGCUUCACCCAGCCGCACCUUCCUCGCCGGGCCUCGUUUUGUAGCAGCACCCAUGGCCAGUCAAUUGGCUCAGUUCAGCUCUUCUCGCAUGGUGCAACACGCCGCACCCGUCAAAGAUAUCAGUCAUCAGAUUUCAGGCAAACCACAAGGCGCUCUUGAUGUCGCUGCCCAGCAAUUAUUGUUGACAGAACUCUUUAGAGGUAUGUGGGUCGUUUUGGAGAACUUUUUCCGUCCUCCCUACACCCUUUACUAUCCUUUUGAAAAGGGUCCUAUCUCUGCCCGUUUCCGUGGUGAGCAUGCUCUCCGUCGUUACCAAACCGGUGAGGAACGUUGUAUUGCCUGUAAGUUGUGUGAGGCUAUUUGUCCCGCUCAAGCCAUCACCAUUGAAGCUGAACCCCGUGAGGAUGGUGCUCGUCGUACCACUCGUUAUGAUAUCGAUAUGACCAAGUGCAUCUACUGUGGUUUCUGUCAAGAAGCUUGUCCUGUUGAUGCCAUUGUCGAAACCCCCAAUUACGAGUACAUUACCGAAACUCAUGAAGAACUCCUCUACAACAAGGAGAAACUUUUGGCUAACGGUGAUAAGUGGGAAGUUGAACUCGCUAGAAACUUGCAAUCUGAGAACCCUUACCGAUAAAUUAAUCCCCCCUCCUAAUUGUCAAAUAAAAAAAAAAAAAAAAAAAAACAACACAACCUCCACUUAUUAUACAC